Molecule: messenger RNA, 358 nt
Organism: Electrophorus electricus (electric eel)
Lineage: Eukaryota; Metazoa; Chordata; Actinopteri; Gymnotiformes; Gymnotidae
Product: STING ER exit protein-like
Biological process (GO): endoplasmic reticulum membrane organization; endoplasmic reticulum to Golgi vesicle-mediated transport
Source: RefSeq, a predicted model, not a curated record
GGCCUGCUUCCACACAGCUGAGUGAGGUGUGAAGGGCUUGGUAAUUACCUGAUGAGUUUAGGAAGGUGUGUUGGCCUAGAUGAAGUACAGUCAUAUGCAGACCAGGGGUCCUGUGGGCUGGACCUGGAACCUGCUGGUGUGGCUUCGCCUGGGGUGCCCUUGCCCGGUAGGGAGGUGGCAGACUGUUAUACUCAGAAUGCAAAAGUCAUCGAGAAACAACUAGAGAGGAAAGGAAUGAGUAAGAAAAGACUGCAGGAACUGCCUGAACUAGAAGCUAAGAAGGCAAAGAUGAAGGGAACCCUUAUUGAUAACCAGUUCAAAUAGUGUGUGUGUAUGUCUGUGUCCUGGUCACGUCGGG